AUGCGUCUAAGAGCGCUCAUUCAAGCCGGUGUUGCGCUUUUAGCUAGCGCACCCAUAACUUGCGCCGUCUCUCUUGUGGAGCUCGACACCUCAGAAGCAGGACACAUCGAGAUUCGAUCCAAGGUUCACAAUGCAACUGGCAUUCGCUAUGUUAAGAACUCAGGGAUAUGCGAAACAACUCCAGGUGUCACGCAAAUUUCUGGUUACAUUGAUGUUGGAACAAACAUGUCCAUGUGGUUCUGGUUCUUUGAGUCUAGAACCUCCCCUAAAACAGCCCCAUUUACUCUAUGGCUGAAUGGCGGCCCUGGAUGUUCUUCUAUGAUCGGAUUGUUCGAAGAAAGCGGACCAUGCUCAGUGAAUGCCGAUCUUAAUUCGACCACUCUUAAUCCCUACAGCUGGAAUAAUCUCAGCAACAUAAUCUACAUUGACCAGCCAAUCGGAACCGGAUUCUCCUAUGGUACCGAUCUGGUAAAUAGCACGGAAGCUGCUGCGCCGUUUGUAUGGACUGCAUUCCAGGUUUUGUUUGAGAGCAAAAUUUUUUCGAAGUAUGCUAGCCGAGAAUUCAUCCUUGCCACAGAAAGCUAUGGUGGUCACUAUGCACCCAGUUUUGUGACCUACUUCGAAGAGAAAAAUGUCUUGAUCGCUAGCGGGGCGAUCCAUGCCGUUCCAAUCGUUGUUAGUGCUCUGACGAUUAAUAAUGGCUGGAUCGAUCCACUCAUUCAGAACAUCGCAUACCUAACCUUUGCGACCUAUGCCCCUGGCUACGGACGACUCCAGCCGGAUCCCGUACUGAAGAACAUUUCAAAUGCUCUGUACGGCCACGACGGUUGCAUAGCGCAAGAGAAAGCCUGUUACGCUGCUGGAAAUUCUACCAGCUCAAACAAUAUUUGCGAGAAUGCCGAUCGUUACUGCGAUGAAUAUGUCUACUUCCCUGCUGCCCACGGUUACGACGACUAUGAUGUGCGGCAAAAUUCAUCUAAUUUAUUCCCCCCUCAAUACGAAGUGGAUUAUUUGCACAAGAAGGAUGUCAUGAAGAAGAUCGGUGCCCAGGUCACAUACGAGCGGUGCCCAGACCCACCUUAUGAUCAGUUUGUAUAUACAGGCGACCUCGGUAGGACAUGGCUGCCCCAGCUAUCGGCAUUGGCGAACUCUGGGAUGAAGAUUUUGAUCUGGGCUGGAGAUGCUGAUAUCAUCUGUAACUGGCUUGGGCUCCAUGCGUCAGUCCUAGCAAUGGAUUGGUAUGGGAAUGAGACGCUCCAUAAUACCCCAUUCAUCAAUAUGACGAUUGACGGCAAGCCCGUGGCAGCUGUGCAGAACCUCGACAACUUCUCUUUCGUACGUGUGUAUGAAGCUGGACACGAGGUGCCUGCCUUCCAGCCCGAAGCAGCUUUGGAGAUUUUCUCGCAGGUUAUUCGGAAGGAACAGCUUCACUCCGUUUAAC
Molecule: messenger RNA, 1441 nt
Organism: Suillus paluster
Lineage: Eukaryota; Fungi; Basidiomycota; Agaricomycetes; Boletales; Suillaceae
Product: Alpha/Beta hydrolase protein
Exons: 15
Coding region: 1-1440 (479 amino acids)
Biological process (GO): proteolysis
Cellular component (GO): fungal-type vacuole
Molecular function (GO): serine-type carboxypeptidase activity
Source: RefSeq, a predicted model, not a curated record